This is a messenger RNA of Lactuca virosa, 3180 nucleotides long. The record is from the annotation of a GenBank genome assembly. Lineage: Eukaryota; Viridiplantae; Streptophyta; Magnoliopsida; Asterales; Asteraceae.
AUGGUAGUAGAGGCAGUAGUAUCUGUGGUGUUACAGAAACUAACUGACAUGCUGAAAGGGCAUUCACAAACCCAAAACAAAGUCAUAGUCUAUGACGUCCAGGAGAUCAUUAAGUCGCUCAACUCAUUGAGAAAGUUGAUGAUUUCCACGAUGAAAAUCAACCAACAACCAGAAGAAUACCUUGAUGCUGUGUACAACAUCGAGGACGGGAUUGAGAAGUUCACGCUCAUUGUUGCUUGUAGGAGGGAUGUAUUUGGUUUCUUAACAAACCAUAUUUUCUUCUUCAACAACUUGAAAUCUUGCUACAAUAUCCACCAGAAGGUAAAGAAAAUCACUACACAACUGAUGUACCUAAGAGACCAUCAACCUCACCUGAGGACUCCUAUAAAAGAAGUUUCAAACGAAGAAAAAGAUGAUAAAGAAACUGUGGGUGAAAAUCAUAGAACUGUGAAAAAUCACACCCCUGCACAGGGUUCUUCUUAUACUUCAGAAACACAAGAAACAAAUCAUGUAGGCUAUAUGGAUGAACUGAGCUUCAGUUACUCAUGCAACGAAGAAGAGAUUCAGAUUGUCGGUGUCAAAGAACGUUUUCAGCAAAGACGGCGAAUUUCAAGCUUUUCCUACAAAGAAGAAGAUUUGGGAAUCUUUGGGCUGAAAGAAGAUGUCGACACUCUGGUCGACCAUCUCACCAACAACAGUACUGAACAUGUUGUCUCUAUUAUUGGUCAAAGGGGUAUAGGCAAAACAACACUUGCUCGCAUAAUCUACAAAAAUAAAGACAUCAAGCGCCAUUUUCAAUUCUGUGCUUGGGUUUCGGUGUUGGAGAAGUACUCCACAAAAGACAUACUGCUAAACUUGUUCAAGGCAACCCAAAGUAUCACGGAUCAACCCAUUAAUAUGGAUGAUGAGAAAGCAGUGAAGUUGAAGCUUUCAUCAUACCUGAAGAAUAAAAGGUACUUGGUUAUCUUUGAUGGCUUAAGUACUUGCAAUAACUUGGAAGUUUUAAAGGAAACCUUACCAGAUGAAAAGAACGGAAGUAAGCUGCUCUUGACUUGUUUACAAACAAUGGAAACUCCACAGAUGAAGAUAGUUUCGCAUCGUAUGAUGCCUCUAACUGAAGACGACAGCUGGAACAUGUUCAGAAAGAAGAUCGGGAAAGAACAAACUUGGGCUCUGGUUCCAGAGAAAUCAAAGCUGGCAAUUCUACAGAGCUGUAAGGGUCUACCCCGGAAUAUUGUCCUACUUGCAGGUUUUUUCUCCAUGAAGGAUCCAAGCAGCUGGUCUCAAGUUUUCUGUUGUGAGCAAAACUCUGUAGACAUAUUGUCUCUUUGCUUUAACGACUUGAGCGACCACUUGAAGGUAUGCCUGCUUUAUUCAGUGCUUUUUCCUAAAGGAUUUGACAUUCAAGUAAGGAGGUUACUACGGCUGUGGCUUGCGGAAGGCUUUGUCAAACAGAAUUCGACCAAAGUGUUUCCAGAAGAUAUCGCCGAAACAUAUUUUGAAGAAUUAGUCAACCGAAACAUGAUUCAAAUAUCAAAAUUGAGGUCUGACAAUAGCCCAAGAAGAUGUCGCGUGGUUGGAGUUCUUCAUGAUUAUUUGUUUCCAAAAGCCCAAGAAACCAAUCUCUUUCACAACUAUCGUAAGUUGGUUAAUUCUGAAAGAGUAGAUUUUCCAAAUGUCCGUAGGAUAGUUGAAUAUGAUAGUCCAGAGAGAGAACAAGGAAACGACAGAAGGGAAAUCAUUGGUAAGGAAAAUGUUGCCUACUCUUCAUCCUCAAAUUAUUUCUCUUCGUUUACAUCAAAUGAGAAUAAAACAGGAAACCAGUAUGUAAUAGAAAUGUCCAGUCCAUCUUCCCCACAGAAAUCACAGCCUAAAAGUUCUUUGUUCAAUCCGUCCCACCUACGAUCUUACACGUCAUUUAACCAUCAGAAAACAGAUUACAUGCAUGCUCAGAGAAUUGGAAAUCUUUUGGGACAUAUCAUCAGCGAAGGCUUUGGGUUAUUACGGGUGCUUGACUUAGAGGGCGUGUAUAAACCCAUCUUGCCAGAAAACCUUGGUAACUUAUGCAAUUUAAGGUACUUAGGUCUGAGAUCGACAUAUUUAGAUACUCUUCCAUCAUCAGUGGGUGAAUUGACACAUUUAGAAACCCUAGAUUUGAAGCAUACAUGCAUAGAUGAGCUGCCAUGUUCCAUUUGGAGACUGAAAAAACUUUACCAUCUCAAUCUUAACGAAAUGUGUCUCAAUAUGCAUCCAAAGUACUCUUCCUUGAGGCUCUGGACAUUAUGGGGAUUGUCUUUGGAUGAGAAAGUUCCCAUAAAGGAUGGUUUAGACAGGUUGAAUGAUCUUAGAGAACUGGGUAUUACAUUCCAGCUAAGCUCUAACCAGGACGACUUAAUGGAAUGGAUCUCCAAGUUAACAGAAUUACGCUCCUUAAGGCUGCGAUCCAAAGAUAGUCUAGGGCGCCCUUCAAAACUGAUGUUUAAAUCAAUGUCAGACCUUGGGCAACUUUCCCAUCUAAACUUGUUGGGGAAUUUAGAAAAGCUACCUGAUUUAAAUGAAUUCCCACCAACCCUGAAGGUUUUGACAUUGUCAAUCUCACUGCUAAAGCAGGAUCCUAUGCAAACUCUCGGUCAACUUCCGUGCCUGACUGUGCUCCGGCUCUUGGGACAGUCCUACAUAGGGAAAGAAAUGGUUUCCCAUAAAGGAGGGUUUAGUAAGCUUAGGGUGUUGAAAAUGUGGAUGCUGAAGGAACUGGAGAGCUGGUUUGUUGAAGAAGGAUCAAUGCAAAGCCUCAAACAUCUAGAUAUCAGGUGUUGUGAUAAAUUACGUAACAUUCCAACCAGAUUGCUGCAACAACAGCAGUUAGAACACCUGGUAUUGACAGGCAUGCCACAUAUAUUCACAACCGAGGUCGAGCGCAUGAAAUCAGAUCACACGUCCAUAACCAUCAACAAUUGGAAAUUUGCGCCUUUACCUUGGGAGCAAGAUGAUUCUACUUUGUUUCCAUACUUCUUUCAUCGUUGUAUCAUUAGUUCUUUUUCUAUCUCAAACAUAAGUUUCCAUACUCCUCUCAUCUUUGUAUCAUUAGUUUUUUUCUGUCUCAAACAUAAGUUAAAUUCUCUUAUAUUCAUUUUUGCUUAUCUGAGACUACAUGACAGAAGAACAAAUCAACUACCAUGA